Messenger RNA from Manacus vitellinus (golden-collared manakin), 7311 nucleotides. It is a transcript of the gene CLIP2, whose product is annotated as CAP-Gly domain containing linker protein 2. Lineage: Eukaryota; Metazoa; Chordata; Aves; Passeriformes; Pipridae. The coding region runs from base 94 to 3273 and encodes 1059 amino acids. The record is from RefSeq and is a predicted model, not a curated record. The transcript has 17 exons. Gene Ontology annotation, molecular function: microtubule plus-end binding. Gene Ontology annotation, biological process: cytoplasmic microtubule organization. Gene Ontology annotation, cellular component: nucleus; cytoplasm; microtubule plus-end.
UGUGACGAUGGAAGAAGAGGUCCACCAGCGAGCAGCCUGAACAGGGACAUCAGGACAGCUCUCUGAGACACUGGGACACAGGAGACAGCAAACAUGCUGAAGCCAAGUGGACUUAAAAUCCCUGGCAGGGCUGGGAAGCACUCCAGCCCCGUGGGACGGACAUCAGGGACCACCACAGCUCCAGUCACCACUGGCUCAAAAGAAGGAGAGUGCCUUCAUGUGAUGUAUUGGGUGCCUGCUGGGAUGGGAAGAUCCUCUAAAGGCUCACCUUUGCACAAGCAGGGUCCCGCCUCCACCGCCAGCACCGAGAAGUCGGGUUCGAAGGUCGCCGAGGUGGGCGAUGAUUUCCUGGGAGACUUCGUGGUGGGCGAACGCGUCUGGGUGAACGGAGUGAAGCCAGGAGUGAUCCAGUACCUUGGGGAGACGCAGUUUGCUCCGGGCCAGUGGGCAGGGGUUGUUCUGGAUGACCCGGUGGGUAAGAAUGACGGCUCCGUCGGGGGGGUGCGGUACUUCGAGUGCCAGCCGCUGCAGGGGAUUUUUACGCGACCGUCCAAGCUGACGCGGCAGCCGGUGGCCGAGGGCUCGGGCAGCGACGCCCCCUCCGUGGACUCCCUGACGGCUCAGAACUUGUCCCUGCACUCGGGGACGGCCACGCCGCCUCUCUCCACUCGCGUCAUCCCGCUGCGGGAGAGCGUCCUCAACAGCGCCAUGAAGACGGGCAACGAGUCCGGGUCCAACCUCUCGGACAGCGGGUCUGUGAAAAAGGGGGAGAAGGACUUACGGCUUGGAGAUCGUGUGCUGGUCGGUGGGACGAAGACGGGAGUCGUUCGCUACGUGGGAGAGACGGAUUUUGCCAAGGGGGAGUGGUGUGGUGUGGAGCUGGAUGAGCCCCUGGGCAAGAACGACGGGGCCGUGGCUGGUACAAGGUAUUUUCAGUGCCCUCCCAAGUUUGGCCUCUUUGCUCCCAUCCACAAGGUGAUCCGGAUUGGGUUCCCAUCCACCAGCCCUGCCAAGGCAAAGAAGAGCAAGAGGAUGGCCAUGGGAGUGUCAGCCCUGACCCACAGCCCCAGCAGCUCCUCCAUCAGCUCCGUCAGCUCCGUGGCCUCGUCGGUCGGGGGCAGGCCCAGCCGCAGUGGGCUGCUGACAGAGACCUCUUCUCGAUACGCCCGAAAAAUCUCUGGCACCACAGCUCUGCAGGAGGCACUGAAGGAGAAGCAGCAGCACAUUGAGCAGCUGCUGGCAGAGCGUGACCUGGAGCGGGCAGAGGUGGCCAAAGCCACCAGCCACAUCUGUGAGGUGGAGAAGGAGAUUGCCAUCAUGAAGGCCCAGCACGAGCAGUAUGUCACAGAGGCAGAGGGAAACCUCCAGCGAGCACGAGCCUUGGUGGAUGGGAUGCAGAAGGAGAAGAUUGAGCUGUUGAACCAGCUGGAAGAGGAGAAGAGGAAAGUGGAGGACUUGCAGUUCCGUGUGGAGGAAGAAUCCAUUACAAAGGGGGACCUGGAGACUCAGACGCAGUUGGAGCAUGCCCGAAUACGGGAGCUCGAGCAGAGCCUGCUGUUUGAGAAGGCACAGGCUGAAAAACUCCUCAGAGAAUUAGAGGACACCAGGUUAACAACAGUGGCAGAGAAGUCCAGGAUCCUGCAGCUGGAGGAGGAGCUGAGCCUCAGGCGCAGCGAGGUGGACGAGCUCCGCCAGUGCCUCAGGAGCUCUCACCAAGCAGAGAGCCCUGAGCAUAACCUGGGCUUGCAGUCGGAGGCUCUUCGGCUGCGGGAUCAGCUGCUCUCUGCCAACAAGGAGCAUCAGAAGGAGAGCAGCCAGCUGAAGGAGAAGUAUGAGAAGACGUUAAAGAAGUACCAGCAGGAGAUGGAGAAGCUGAAGUCUGUCAACGAGAAGUACUCGCAGGAAAUCGUUGACCUAAAGCAUAAAGUUCAGCAAGCCACUAACGAGAACAUGGGGCUCAUGGACAACUGGAAGUCCAAGUUGGACACGUUGGCUUCUGACCACCAGAAGUCUCUGGAGGACCUGAAAGCCACACUGAACUCAGGCCCUGACACCCAGCACAAGGAGAUCGUGGAGCUGAAGGCAGUGGUGGAGAGUAUAAAGAUGGAGCACCAGCUUGAGUUGGAGAACCUGAAAGCAAAGCACGACAUUGAGACAGCUGUGCACGUAAAGGAGAAAGAGAGUCUCAAACUGAAGCUGCAGGAGGCUUUGGAUGAAGUGGAAAAAAGCAACAGCAACUGGAAAAUGCAACUGGAAACCAAAAGCAGUCAGCACCUUCUUGAGCUCCAGGAUGUGAAGGACAAGUGUCGAGAUGCUGAGCUGAGGGUGCAUGAACUGGAGAAACUUCAUGGUGAAUACACAGACCAGACAGAAGCAAUAGCUUUCUUGAAAGAGCAGAUUUCUUUGGCCGAGAAGAAGAUGUUGGACUAUGAAACGUUACAGAAAACAGAAGCCCAGAGCAAACAGGAGAUCCAAAGAUUGCAGGAAAAAGUGCUUGUCUUAGAGAACAAGCUGCAGUCCAUGGAGGCCCUGCACCCUUCUCAGCAUGCAAAUAUGAUUGAAACUAAUGAUAUUUCAGAAGAAAAGAUAAAGAUGAAGCAGACUAUGGAAGACCUCCAAGACAAGCUGAGUAAAAGAGACAAGGAGGUGUCAUCCCUGGUGUCCCAGACUGAAACUCUAAGGGCCCAAGUAAGUGCUUUGGAAAAUAAAUGCAAAACAGCAGAAAAGAAGGCUGAUUCAGUGUUCAAAGAAAAGAAGAGGCUGGAAGGGGAACUGGAAGCCUUGACCAAGAAAACACACGAUGCUUCAGGGCAACUGGUCCUGAUUAGCCAGGAACUGCUCAAGAAGGAAAGGAGCCUGAACGAGCUGAGAGCCUUGUUACUGGAGGCAAACCGGCACUCACCGGGGCCGGAGCGCGACCUCAGCCGGGAAGUGCACAAAGCUGAGUGGAGGCUGAAGGAGCAGAAGCUCAAAGAUGACAUCAAGGGGCUGCGAGAGAAACUGGUUGUGCUGGACAAGGAGAAGUCUGUGACGGACCAGCGGCGAUUCUCCCUGAUCGACCCCUCGUCGGAGUCGGAGGUGAUCCGGCUGCAGCACCGGCUCGUCAGCACGGAGGACGUGCUGCGCAACGCGCUGGAGCAGGGGCACCAGAUGGAGAAGCUCAUGGAAGCGAUGAGGCUCUCCUCUGAGAAAACACAGACUGUUGGAAAUUCUGGGUCUUCUAACGGGAUUCACCAACAGGAUAAAUCCCACAAGCAAGAGGAGAAGCUCUGAUAGAGAAGAGGUGAAGAGGAUCAUUUCACGCCAGUAUCAGCUCCUCUGCACAGUCAGGAAAAACAACACCACAUCUGGCUUUUAGCACCUCCAAAAGACCACACACAGUAUUUUCACUUUAAGGAAGGACAAUGUUUAUAAUGUAGUAACUGAUGUAAUCAGGACAAUCCCGGAGUCCAGUUUUCCAAGACAGCCAUUGUUCCAGGAGGGAGCAGAAGGAUCUCUCUGGGUUUGGUUUCUUACUUGUAUUGGUUUUGACUGUGGAAUUUGUGUUGUUUGAGCUGCCCUUGCCCCACCAGCUGACAUGGUCUGGGUGGCAGCUGCUCUGACCGGUGGCUGAAGUGUCAGCGAGUCCCAGUAACCCCACAGGAGCUGCAAAGGGAUUUGCUUGUGGUGUCCAACUCCAAAGUGUGUGCCCAGAGGCUGCACACUUCCCACGGGGUCUGUCCCUUCCCUCCCACCCACCCUGAUGUCCUGAGGACCUGCACAAGUGAGUGAAACCUGCUGGCAUGAGGGAAAACAGGGUGUGGGGACGUGUUCCCCUCCUCUCAUUGCAGAAGACAUCACUGUUUUAGAGCACAGAGGCUGCACUUACUUCUUGUAUCAUAGCAUGUUGUGGGAAAUAAUCCAGUUUCAGAGGAAUAUUUAUUUUGUUUCUCCCCCCCUGCUGUUUCUGGGGAAGGAGCUGUGGUGGCUCUGAGUUUGGGGACAGGCACACUUCUCUCAGGUGUUGGUGGCCUUUCUUCCUGCAGUGAGAUCUUUGAGUAGACCUGCUGAUGUCCCAUGCCACAGCCUGUCCAGCCUGGCCCCCCUCACUCCUUGGGGUUUUAUUGGGUCUGUUUUGAACUCAAGAUCCAGAGAUGCUGGAUCUCAGGAUCACUGGCCUGGGAACUCCAUGUUGGGGGCAGUCAGUGUGGGACAGAUGGCUUGGGGAGAAGGUUCCCUCCUUGCCUGUUUAAUGUAUCAGCUGAUUGCCUGGCACUUUCCAGAACUGUCCUUGGCUCUUCAGUGGGAUAACCUGGGAUGGAUGAGGUGAAGGUGCUGCUGUGAGCCCUCAUACUGACUCUGGUAUGGCCUGAGUGUGAGUAUUUGGAGCAGGGGAAAUCCAGGAGUGGAGCCUGCACAGCUCUCGUGUCUGUACCAGCAGUGCAGACCCAGGCAAGGAUCCUGUGCCUUCUUCCCAAGGCUUUACUCUAACUUUGGACCUCAGCUCCCAAAGGACACGAGGGCAGAGGAAGGGGUCAAUGUGCUCUUAAAGGUGUGAGAGAGCCCAGCUCAGGUUCACUGUUCAGUACCACAGGGAACAGUCACAGUAAUAUUUUACCAGGUUUCCCCCCUGUUAAUGCCCAACUCCUCCAGUCUUAUGAGCUCUUGUGUUAUGAUGGGGCAUCUGUGAAAGGACAGGAUGGAAGAGACCACUGGGAGAGGAGAUCUGAGCCAGAUCCCAGGCAGGUGAACAUGAUGGCACAUCAGCUCCAUUGCUUUUUGCCCUGAUUUCCCACAUAGUUGUGUUACUUAUUCAUAGUAAGGAUUGCUGGACUCCUGCUUCCUGGAAGGGUGGGCAGCCAGAAGCAGCCUGGGAAAGACUUGGGCUUCAUGGCUGCAAUUCUGCCAUGAGGAGGAUGAUGCUGAAUACUUGACCCUGCUCACUCAUGAUUAGUGAUCUCCCAUCCUUCAAAGGAGGCUGGGAGAGGAAGGGGGCUUCAGGGGAGUAAAGCAGGUCAGAAAGCACAGCAGAAAUCUGGCACAUGGCACUGGAAGGUAGAGCCUAGGAUUGAACUGGCUGGAAGUAAUUCACAUGGGAUCCCAUCCUGCCUUGUAGAGUGUUUCUUCGGGAAAGAUUGCCACAUCUCUGCCUAGCUCUGGGAGUUUCCCUAGGGUGGUCUCCAAAAUCCUCCUGGUGGUGUAUUCAUCUUCUAAGUGAUUUAGGAAAGUCCCAGAGGGAGUGUUCAUUUGUUACAGCCCUCAAUAGAGAUACCUCACUGGGAGCUGCUGUUUUAAAUUUUAAGAAUUUAGGGCUGGUGUUUCCCAAAGUGCUCCUGUUGGCUGGAUGGUCUCUAAAGUCAUGUCUGCAGCUUCCCAGGGCUUCCUGGGCCCUUGCAGGAGGGAUGCCCCAUUCUGGUUUGUAAGUUAUUUUCCCUGAUAGGUCUUCUGGUGACUUGUGACCAGCUGCCUUCACCUACAGAGGAAUGAUACCUGUGCUUUCCACCUCCCUUUGGCUCUGUACAGGGCAGGAUUCACCAGGAGUGGUUAUGGGGACCAUUUAUUUGGUUCUGUUAAUCAGAUCCGAAGUUGUCAGGCUGGAGGAGUCUCUGGCUCCUGCCUCCUCCUGGGGACCAUCCCCUGAGAACAGCUCAGACCUGUGGCUUUUCCUUUUCAGCUCGGGUGACAGUGCAGAACAGCAGCAGAUGAGUCAGAGCAGGUUCAGAGUUGGUGCUGAUGGUCUUUUCUGGCUGUAAAGAGCUGUACUGGUCCCUAAGGAUCAGCCAGGAGCUGACAGCACUGCUUGGCUCUCUGUGGAGGCUCUGUGGUUGUCCUGUUGCAGGGCUGUACCCAAAUGGGCAGUGGGGUGAAGCUCCCAACACCCUUGGGGUGCAGGUCCAUGGGAGCUGCUCCCAAAUGGGACCAACCACAACACCAACAGGACAUGCUGUCACACACGUGUCAUCUGGGCUUCAACCCAACCCUGUGUAAGGGGCCAGGAGGGGUUAGACCUCAGUCAUGUCCUCCCUCUCCAAAAUUGGCACAGGCUUCCCCAGGGCACUGGCCUCUGGCUGCCCUUCUGAGGUUAUAAGAGACCAAACUAGGGACAGACUUGGAAAGGACAAGGAGGAGAUUCCCCAGCCCCUCUAUUUAUUUGUACGUUUGAGUGCUAUUUUUGCCUAUGUGGUGGUGUAUAAAGUACUUCACAAUACUUGUUCUUACUGGCUUGGUUCUUCGGGAGAGGUUUCCAAGGGCAUUGGAGGGCUGAUGCACCAUCUCCUGCUGUCGAUCCGGGCUGGUUCCUGUUUGUGCCUUCACUCCCCCUUCGGCUUCAGCCUUGCUCUUCUCUCGAUCCCCCAGAGCUGGUGUGGGGGGCUGUGCUCUCCCCAGCCCUUCUCCCAGCCCAGGAGUGCCACGCUGGCUUUCCAUCUGGAGCUGGGUCCUGAGCAUCGUGCCCCAGAGUUGCAGGGUUGGGAGCAGGAGGUCACGCACUGCUGGAGCUCUGGGCUCCGAGGGAAGGACCAGCACCCCGGCUGUGGGAGCAGCCCCAGGGCCAGUGGCAUUACCCUGACAGUUAGUGAUGCUUUUCUGCUGAAAGCUGAGCUGCUAUCCAGUGAAAAAAAAGCCUUUGGAAUGGAGACUACUCUGUGUUGAGUGAUUUCUUCUCUAACUCACAAGACCAAAGGGAAAAGAAUCAGUCUUGCUUGGGGAUUUCAGCUUUAUCCCUCCUGCAGCAUCCAGAGAGCUGGAGCAAGGGGCAGCACCGUGCUGGUGCCCUAUGGAAUGAUUGUGUCAGGCUGCCAGCCAAGGCCUUACAGCUCCUGCCUCACCCCAGCCACCAGCAGCUCCUCUGGCUUGCAGUAGAGAUGCAUGAGGGUUUCAUUAAACAAAAUGAUGCAAAUUACACUGUAAAAGUCUUAACAGAAAUUCUAGUACUCCAUUAUUUGGCAGCUUUAGCAGCUCAGCACUAUCUGUAGGGAGUUAUUAAUACACUAAGAUCCUAUAGGCCUCAUGUAAGUUACCAGAAUAAAGACAAUACUAGAUGUAUAAAUGGAUGAUAACCUUUUACCCGUACAGUAUGUAUUACAAUUUUGUAGCUUAGUCAUUUUUUGGCUAUCAGAUUUUGUUAGUAUGAUAUAAAAAAAAAAAAAAAAGACAAAAAAAAAGGUUUGACUGCUAAUGUCUAUUUUGUUAUUUGAUUCAUUUUCUUCCUCUGUACAAAAGCUGUACAAAUCUGUCUGUGUAACUCCUCCACAUCUGUAUUCAUGUACCACCCCCCUGUCCUGGCUUGCUGGUGUGGUGAGCUCGUACUAAACAAUAAACUCUGUGGCUGAA